Pipistrellus nathusii (Nathusius's pipistrelle) is the source of this 338-nucleotide messenger RNA. NCBI's taxonomy places the organism in Eukaryota, Metazoa, Chordata, Mammalia, Chiroptera, Vespertilionidae. The record is from the annotation of a GenBank genome assembly.
AUGGGGACGCUGCCGAAACGGAAAGAUAUCCCGCCGUGGGUGAAAGUUCCCGAGGACCUGAGAGGUCCUCAGGUGUUCCGGGUCCAGACGGCGCUGCUGGAAGCCAUGUUUGGCCCCGGGGGAUCUCGAAUCCCAUACAUCGAGCAAGUGAGCAGAACCAUGCUCGAGGUGAAGGUUCUGGGAUCCUCGAACCUCACCGAGGUCAAGGUGUACGGCAAUUACUUGUACAAACUCCGAACCACGUGGAUGCUGCAGUCCAUGGCCGAGAGGCACCGCCUGAGGUGGGAGCGAGGGAUGCUCAAACUUGAGGACGCCAUGAAUGCCCUCGAGCUAAAUAA